AUGAGUCAGCGGACAGAACGGCGGGGCAUACACGUGGACCAGUCAGACCUGCUGUGCAAAAAAGGAUGUGGUUACUAUGGAAACGCAGCAUGGCAGGGCUUGUGCUCCAAGUGCUGGAGGGAGGAGUACCAGCGGGUGCGACAGAAGCAGAUCCAGGAAGACUGGGCUUUGGCUGAAAAGUUGCAGAGAGAAGAAGAGGCAGCGUACGCCAGCAGCCAAGUCGUGUCUGCCCCUCAGCCAGGACAUGCCACCCUGGCUCCUUUCUCCAAGUUUGAGGAAAAGAAGACUAACGAGAAGACGCGGAAAGUGACCACUGUGAAGAAGUUCUUCAGCCCCUCAUCGCGCUCCACCUCUAAGAAAGAAAGUUCUGAGACCAGGUCGACCAGUCCGUCCACCAGCCGCCACGCCAGCAUUGAGGCGGAUCAAGUGACCAAGGACUUUGUGGAGUUCUUGAAGAACUUGCAGAGAUCCGGCAGGGAAAUCCAUAAACAGUGCAGAAUCUUCCUGAUGAACAUGUCAACCAAAAAGGACCUGAGCACGGAUGAAAUGUCGGAGUGCGUACAGGAUUUCUACCAGAACAUGACCGACCGCUUGAUGAGCCAUUUCAAAGGCUCUUCUGAGUCCGUGGAGCAGGUGAUGGACCAAGUGGAAAAGUACAUCAUGUCUCGUCUGUAUAAGAGCGUCUUUUGUCCUGAAAUCACAGAUGAUGAGAAGAAAGACUUGGCCGUACAGGAGAGAAUAAGGGCUUUGCACUGGGUAACCAUCCAGAUGCUGUGUGUGUCCAUGGAUGAGGAGAUCCCAGAAGUCUCUGAGAAUGUGGUCAAAGCGAUAACAGAUGUCAUUGAAAUGGAUUCAAAGAAAGUUCCCCGGGAAAAACUGGCGUGCAUCACUCGCUGCAGCAAACACAUCUUCAGCGCCAUCCGGAUCACCAAGAACGAGCCGGCCUCCGCGGACGACUUUCUCCCAGCGCUCAUUUACAUCGUCCUCAAGGCCAACCCUCCCCGACUGCAGUCCAACAUCCAGUACAUCACCCGCUUCUGCAUCCCCAGCAGACUCAUGACCGGAGAGGACGGAUACUACUUCACCAACCUGUGCUGUGCUGUGGCCUUCAUCGAAAAGUUAGACGCUCAAUCCCUCAACCUCUCCCAGGAUGAAUUUGAGCGUUACAUGUCAGGACAAGCUUCCCCGCGAUACAGCACCUCCGAAGGCGAGGGGCUCCACUCCGGGGAGACCAACCCGGUUCUGGUCCAACUCAACCACAAUCUGGAGCUGCUGUCAGGCCUCUGCAGUCGACAGGAAGCUCUAAUGAAGUCUGCCCAGAGCCUCCAGGCGGAUCUGCUCUCCUGGUCGGAGGAUGUACAGCGGGAGGUACAUGACAUCCUGCAGAAAUAUCCGCUGGACAUCCCCUCCACCGUUUCCGCCAUUGAUGCCAACAACAUGGACGACAACCUGCCGUCACCACUCAAACCUCAGGUGUUCGCUGGCUAGACAAGCUGACAGAAGGAGGAAAAACAUUUCAAGUUUUAGUCAAGGUACACCUACUUAAACAGGUGACUUCACCUGAGCGAGCAUGCUGAGCUUCAUAUGAACAUGCAGAAUGAUGGGAAUAAUUUGGGGGUUUCUCCUGCUUACACCAACCAGCGUUUCCCCUGAACCUUUCACUGUGAUUUAGAGUCACUUUACCACAGUCAAAAAUAAAGAUUUCAGUUUUAGUUCACAGAUGGUCUGCACAGAAAUGACUUUGAAUUGCUCGAGGAUUUCAUUCUAAAAAAAAAUAGACCAAUUACAGUAGCAAAUAAAUGGUACAAAUUCUAAAAAUUAAGCUAUGUAGCGUUGUUGGAGCUCCAGUCAACUAAACUUUUUUUUACAUUUCAGUUUCCUGUUCAUAACAAAUCAGCAAACCUAAGAACUUAAAGGUUAUUUUUUUUAUUUAUGACUGUUAUGAUGGAUUUAUAAGGAAGUUAAAGUUAACAACAACAAAAAAUAGCUACCGGCAAUGUCUUAGCUGUAACACAAUGUUGCCAAAAAGUUGGUGCUUUAGGGCGUUGAAACACUAAAAUGAUUUAAAAUGGUCGUCAAUCUUUUGUGGACUUGUUUUUGUUUUUGUUUUUAAUGCUAAAAUGUCUCAUUAACCCGCAGCACAAACUAGCAUAGACACACAGCUAUCGUUCUUUAACAAAAUCUGUUUUAAUAACUAAAAUUACUGAUGAAAGUUAAAUAUGAAAGAAGGCUUCAUCCAAACUAUUAAAUUCCUCGUAUUUGCUGCCUCUCACAAAUCGAUUAACGAGCAGAAAUGAUCAUCUUAAGGUCUGAGAUUAAACGAUUCAUAACAACGUUUAUAAGAAAGUUAGAUAACUGUAUUUAAAAGUCUUAUUUUGACCAUUGCUGCAUCUCAAACUCAGUUGAGAAUGUAAGAAAAAAAAAAUCAUUAAAAUGUGGCACCUGUGGGAUUUGUGCAGCAUUUAACCAAUAUUUACCUUCAUUAGUUGGUCAUUUUUGCUAACAGAUUAGUUAACAUAAUUAGUUAAUAAAUGUUAAUAGUUAAAACCUGCCCUAAAGUAAAUUUCAGUUUGAAAGUAAUUUUAUUUUGCUUUUUGUUUUUUUUCAAGUGCCAACAUAAAUACUGAAGAUGAACUCACAUCUCUCCAUUUUUAAGUUUUAUUCUAUUUGUUUGUAUUUUUCAAACUUUAACAGUAAUUUUCAGCAAAUUUAAACCAUUUAUACUUAAAAAGUGAACAAGAAUGUUGUGUAAACAAAAAAAAAAUACACUUUUGCUGCUUAUAUUUCCCAAACCAAUUAUUAGAUAGUUUGAUUUACUAAUUGAUCAAUCGAUCCAAUAUGAUCACACUUUUGUUUAUUUUUUUAUUUUGUGAAAAAACAUUUAAAAUUCACUCCAGUAUGUUUUUAGUUUGUUCUGUUUUAUAAAGGGUGAAUUUUGAGGAAGCUGAUUCAAAUCCUCUGUUCAUGCUGUGACAGAAACAUUAACAGGUACUUUUUUUAGCUCGUUAAACUAUCUGCAUUAAUAUUUGUGGGCAUCAGUUUAUGGUCUCUUUUAAUUUCAACGCCUUUAUUUUAUAAAGAGGAAAGUAAGACAUACCAGCAUGGAAAUAUAACUUGCUUCAUUCAUUGUGAUUAUCUUUUUAACAAGAUUUUAACAUUUUUAUUUGGACAGACAGAACAAAAAAAAUGCAAAAUGUUUUUACUGUAACCACUGUUUUAAGUUUUUUUCGGAGGUUAUUUAUUUUAUUUUAAAUUUUGUUCCUGUGCUUUACUGAAUUCUAGGAGAUUUGUUUUUUCUUCACCAGUUAUGGAUUUAUUGAAAGUUUCCAGCCAAAUUCUCUGUAAACUUUUGAUGUUUUAGGAAAAAAUUAUGUUAUAAGAAAAACUGAUUUAUACAGACUUUUGUCAUCUUUUUAAACAUUUAAUGUUCAUUGUGAUUUGGUUUAAAUCAUGUUUUAUGCAUAUUUUGUUGAAUCAAAUGACCUAAAUGUAAUAUAGAAAAAAUAACAGUCAAAUAAACAAAUCUGUAAAAUAUUUCUCUGUUAACUCAGAAGAUAUUUGGAGCAAAAGAUUCCUCAGAUGUGAGGUGAAUUAAAGAAAAGCUUGUUGGAAA
Messenger RNA from Oryzias melastigma (Indian medaka), 3613 nucleotides. It is a transcript of the gene rabgef1, whose product is annotated as RAB guanine nucleotide exchange factor (GEF) 1. Gene Ontology annotation, biological process: vesicle-mediated transport. Bases 1 to 1488 code for a protein of 495 amino acids. The record is from RefSeq and is a predicted model, not a curated record. Gene Ontology annotation, cellular component: cytosol; endocytic vesicle. Gene Ontology annotation, molecular function: small GTPase binding; guanyl-nucleotide exchange factor activity; zinc ion binding. The transcript has 8 exons. NCBI's taxonomy places the organism in Eukaryota, Metazoa, Chordata, Actinopteri, Beloniformes, Adrianichthyidae.